Messenger RNA from Penicillium mononematosum, 207 nucleotides. RefSeq lists its product as uncharacterized. The transcript has 2 exons. The record is from RefSeq and is a predicted model, not a curated record. Lineage: Eukaryota; Fungi; Ascomycota; Eurotiomycetes; Eurotiales; Aspergillaceae. The coding region runs from base 1 to 207 and encodes 68 amino acids.
AUGUCGUUCUCCAUUGUGACCGCUCCUAUCUAUGUCUUCACGGAAUCCACUCAGUCCAAAACAGAUUUCUUCUCCAGUCACUUACAACGGCCGCUUGACGCCUUCAAUAUCAUGACACUGGUCGCUAGUUAUGAGACCAUUACGGUCACUGCCAACCUUGCACGUGCACGUCAUAUAGAGUCCCAGAAAAUAUUAAAUGGGGUUUGA